GCCAGCGGAAAGAUGGCGACCGCCGGGCUCGAGAAGAAAGUAAAGGGUAAUUUCCUGACGUGCUCCAUCUGCUUCGAGAUGUACUCAGACCCGUGUACACUGAGGUGUGAUCACACAUUCUGCAGGAAAUGUGUCACCUCAUACAUCCAAACCAGACCAGAUGCUGUACAGUCCAAGACCAUCCCCUGUCCCUGCUGUCGACAAGACACCAAGGUCCCCCACCCCAGGAGGCCGGUGAAGGAGUGGGCGGGGCAGAUCAAAGCCAGCAUCAUUAUACAGGGGCUGAUUGACACCUAUAGAUCCGAGGUGGCUGUGCAAGGGACCUCAAGCACCUGUUGUACGAUCUGUCAGCAACUAGGGGAAACAACUGCAGAGGUCUUGUUGUGUCCUGAAUGAGAAGUGGUCCUCUGCGACAAAUG
This is a messenger RNA of Haliotis rubra (blacklip abalone), 419 nucleotides long. Its product is annotated as tripartite motif-containing protein 59-like. Gene Ontology annotation, cellular component: chromatin; nucleoplasm. The record is from RefSeq and is a predicted model, not a curated record. Gene Ontology annotation, biological process: positive regulation of DNA-templated transcription. The transcript has 3 exons. Gene Ontology annotation, molecular function: ubiquitin-protein transferase activity. The coding region runs from base 13 to 396 and encodes 127 amino acids. Lineage: Eukaryota; Metazoa; Mollusca; Gastropoda; Lepetellida; Haliotidae.